Molecule: messenger RNA, 597 nt
Organism: Microsporum canis CBS 113480
Lineage: Eukaryota; Fungi; Ascomycota; Eurotiomycetes; Onygenales; Arthrodermataceae
Exons: 2
Coding region: 1-597 (198 amino acids)
Biological process (GO): maturation of SSU-rRNA from tricistronic rRNA transcript (SSU-rRNA, 5.8S rRNA, LSU-rRNA)
Cellular component (GO): preribosome, small subunit precursor; 90S preribosome; nucleolus
Source: RefSeq, a predicted model, not a curated record
AUGGUAGGUGCUCCAGUACGCCCCAGCACCAAAGUCAGAAAGGCCGUGAAGACCAAUUCUCAUCCAGCCAUCGCAAAAGCCAAACACUCCGCAAACGACUCUCUAGCAUCCGAAUUCCCCAGCUCUAAAAAGGAUAAGCGCCUAAUAAAACACUCCUCGUUUAUUUCGAAGAUUGAAAAGUCUCACAAAAAGCCUCUGAAGCGACGACGACCUUCAAAAAAACUAAUUGCGAACCUUGACUCCCUUGCCAAUGCGCUCCCUAACGCUGGGGAUGGUGGUGAAGGCGUCUCAACAUAUAAUAUAGACGGCAACACGCAGAUAAAUGUGAUUAGACAUAAGAGUUUGAAGCAUAGACCUGGCGCCAUGAAGAGAAAAGAGAAACUCAACCAGAUGGAGCGAGAUCGGUUUGCGAAGAACAUGGGACAGUUGGCAGUGGGAAUCAAGGCGGACACAGAUGCGCCGAUGAGUACUCAGUCUGGGGAUGGCAUUAACGCUUCUACCGGUGGGAAUUCUACAUCUACUCGAUGGGCGGCUUUACGAAGCUUCAUAUCUCAGACGAUGGAUCAGAAUCCAGAAUUUAAGGGUGUCAAAUCAUGA